GAGCUGCAGCGCCGCCGUCACCAAACAAACCCUCCGCGUCUGUGCGCUCCUUAGAAAUAGAUGACCGGGCGGCGGAGUCAGACUGCGGGGAGAUGAACCACGCUGCGGGUCUGAGAGCUGCAGACGAGCCGAGCACCGCCGUUCAUCCCUCCUCUUCCUCCUCCUCCUCCGCGGGUCUCCUUCUCUCUCUGCGGGACGGGACGCAGCGUCCGGGAUCAUGUUGUUUUCUCCGAGCGCUGCGUUAUUAUCGCCUCAUUGGGUCGCUGCUGAGUGAAAGAGAAAGUCCACACUGGAUCUGAAGAAUUUCUUUUUUUAAUUAUUGUUUUAUAUUUGUAAGAUAUUUGCAUGGUUUUCUGUCUGGUUCAGUUCGCUUUGGAUUAUCGCUGCGAGGAGAUAUGCUGGUUUUAUUCCUGAUCAGUCUGGCCGUGUUGUCAAACGCAGGUGUUGGGGUGGGGGUGUUUCGAGCCGGUGUGGCUCCCCGCUGUGAGAGCAGGGCCUGCAACCCCCGCAUGGGAAACCUCGCUCUGGGUCGGCGGGUUCUGACUCAAUCUGUCUGCGGAAACAAUGGAACAGAGCUGUACUGCUCCUACGCUGAACCCAACGCCAACCCGGCCUGCAGCGCCCCCAAAUGCUCCAAAUGCAACGCCGCGCUGCCUUUCCUGUCCCACCUGGCCGGUGCCAUGUCCGACUCGUCCUUCCGCCACCCCAACACCUGGUGGCAGUCUGCGGAAGGCGUGGAGUCCGAGAUGGUCCAGCUGGACCUUGAGACGGAGUUCUACUUUACCCACCUCAUCCUCGUGUUUCGCUCACCCCGGCCUGCCGCCAUGACCCUGGAGCGCUCGCAGGACUUUGGCCGAACGUGGAGGAUGUUGCAGUACUAUGCCAGUAACUGCAGCGCCACCUUUGGGCUAGAGGAAGGAAAAUCAGGCGGAGGCCGGGAUGGAGCCGGCUGCACCUCUAAGUACUCUGGAGCUUAUCCCUGCAGCCGAGGGGAGGUGAUUUAUCGAACCCUCCCAAAGUGGCAGUUGCUGGAUCCGUUCGGUUUGGAGGGCCAGCAGCAGCUGAGGGUGACCAACAUCCGAAUUCGGCUGCUGAAGCACCAGUCGUGCCCCUGCCAGGUCAAAGCUCUCGCCUCUACAAGGAAACCUCUUCCUGUUCAACACUUUGCCAUCUACGACCUGAUAGUGAAAGGAAGCUGCUUCUGCAACGGCCACGCCGAGCAGUGCGUCCCUGCGCCGAAAUACCAGCCCACCAGAGACCGCACCAACCACGUGGUUCAUGGGAAAUGCGUGUGCAGACACAACACUGCAGGAGAUCACUGUGAACGCUGCGCUCCUCUUCACAACGACCGACCCUGGCAGCCCGCCGACGGACUGACGGGAGCGCCGCACGAAUGUCGCAAGUGUAAGUGUAACGGACACGCUCAGAGCUGCCGUUUCGAUUGGACGGCGUGGAGCGACUCCGGCCAGCGAAGCGGAGGCGUCUGCAACUGUCUGCACAACACUGAGGGGCGUCAGUGUGAGAAAUGCAAAGCUGGCUUCUUCAGAGACCCACAGCGGCCUCACGCGGCUCCAGACUCAUGCAAACCAUGCAGCUGUCACCCAAUGGGCUCCAUGCCUUUUCACGUCACCGAUGGCUCUCUGUGCGACCCUUCCAACGGAAACUGCAUUUGCAAACCUGGCGUCGGCGGAGCACAGUGCGACAGGUGCAUGGUGGGAUACUGGGGCUUCCAUGAGUACGGCUGUCGCCCAUGUGACUGUGCAGGAGACUGUGACCCGUUUACUGGGGACUGCAUGUAUGGCUCUGAUCUGGAAAUAUACAGCCUGGAUGGAAACUCAAGUGAACCAGUCAGGAUCUUCAGCCCACAUGAACUAUUUUCUGCUCUCCACUACUCAGAGAAGUGUGAGUGCAAAGAGCAAACGCUGACCAACAGUAAACUCUUCUGCACCAUGAGCUAUGCAUAUGUGCUAAAGGUGAAAGUGCUGUCGGCCCACGAUAAAGGCUCCCACGCCGAGGUAGAGGCCAAAGUUCAAAAGGUCCUCAGCCACAACACCAAGCUGAAGAUACAGAGAGGUCAGGUCACGCUUUACCCCGAGUCCUGGACAACGCGGGGCUGCACCUGCCCCAUCCUUAAUCCAGGUGUGGAGUACUUGGUGGCGGGUCACUUGGACCGUAAGCAGGGUCGACUCCUGGUCAACAUGAAGAGCUUUGUUAAGCCGUGGAAGGCCAGUUUGGGUCGCAAAGUCCUCACACUGCUAAAAAAAGACUGCAACUGGUAGACGGAAACGGAGCGGAGAGUUUCUAGUUUCCUGCUGUUGGAGCAGCUUUUGAGGGACUGAACUGCGAUGAACGAAUCCCUUAAUCUCUCUGCUGUUGCCUACCGACAGCAUACCACCACUGCUGGAGGUAUUUUUAUUAAGAAAUGUCUCCCUUGCACCUGUGCAAACUUCCUCUUGCGUGAUUAUGUUCGAGUACAAGCGGAUUUCACCGGAAGCGCAGAACUGCUCUUCCUGCUCUGCAGCACUUUAGCCUAAGAUGGACCAAGCCAACGAGGACGCACUAAAGAAAGGAGGAGAAGAAGAAGCGCCUGGAGUGAACGCAGCAUCGUGGAAUGACGCCAAGCAAGCCAUAAAAACCACAACAGGUGCUUAAAUCCUCGCCAGUCCAGGUGUGUCUGUGAUGAAAUCAGAGCAAAUGGAAACCUGAAUGUAUUUCCCCCCGGCUGUGGCUGAGUGAGGCUCAGUCCAUCGCCAACGUUUUAGGUUAUAAACCCACUAACGUUUCAUUGCAGCAUAAUGUAAUUUAUUUCAUAUUAAUACGCCCUUUUGGACUCAAAAUGCUCUUAUUCUUCCCUCCUUUGUGCCCAUGUACAGUAUUAUUUGUAUAUAUCUCUAUAAAUAUUGUCGCCCACCUCUUUGUUUUUUGUUUAUGGUAAAAUUAAAGGAUAAAUCCAGCCUAUUA
Molecule: messenger RNA, 2961 nt
Organism: Xiphophorus couchianus (Monterrey platyfish)
Lineage: Eukaryota; Metazoa; Chordata; Actinopteri; Cyprinodontiformes; Poeciliidae
Gene: ntn4
Product: netrin 4
Exons: 10
Coding region: 396-2279 (627 amino acids)
Biological process (GO): tissue development; axon guidance; cell migration
Cellular component (GO): laminin trimer
Molecular function (GO): protein binding
Source: RefSeq, a predicted model, not a curated record